UAACACAAAAGUUUAGCCAACAAAUUCCCAACAAAAUACAACAAAAAUCAGCUCUUCACGCACACGCCUACAGAUCUGUUGACCCCAAAACCAAGCUCAACUUCCGCUCUCUCAGGAUACAUUUCCAACUUCCAAGUUCCAACAAAUUUCAGCAAUGGACGGUGGCGGACCGGGCCAGCCGGCGGACACUGAUAUGGAGGAUGCGGCUGCCGCUGCUGCUCCACCACCACCGUCUGACUCCCAACAGCACCACGCCCCUACCGGAGGCAUAGAUAAUAUUCCGGCCACUCUUAGCCAUGGAGGGAUAUUCAUACAAUAUAACAUUUUCGGUAACAUAUUUGAGGUUACUGCCAAGUAUAAGCCUCCUAUCAUGCCCAUCGGCAAAGGCGCCUACGGCAUUGUUUGCUCGGCUCUGAAUUCGGAGACCGGUGAGAAUGUGGCGAUAAAGAAAAUAGCAAAUGCUUUUGAUAAUAAAAUCGAUGCCAAGAGGACACUCCGUGAGAUCAAGUUGCUUCGUCAUAUGGAUCAUGAAAACGUUGUGGCAAUCAGGGAUAUAAUCCCCCCACCCCAAAGGGAAUCAUUUAAUGAUGUUUACAUAGCUUAUGAGCUAAUGGACACUGAUCUCCAUCAGAUCAUUCGUUCCAAUCAAGCACUAUCUGAGGAGCAUUGUCAGUAUUUCCUCUAUCAAAUUCUCCGAGGAUUGAAAUAUAUACAUUCUGCAAAUGUUCUCCACAGAGAUUUAAAACCAAGUAAUCUCCUUUUGAAUGCAAAUUGUGACUUGAAGAUAUGUGACUUUGGUCUGGCUCGCGUUACCUCAGAAACUGAUUUCAUGACAGAAUAUGUUGUUACAAGAUGGUACCGUGCACCGGAAUUGUUGUUGAAUUCUUCAGAUUACACUGCUGCUAUUGAUGUAUGGUCAGUAGGUUGUAUUUUCAUGGAGUUGAUGGAUCGGAAGCCCCUAUUUCCUGGUCGAGAUCAUGUGCAUCAGCUUCGUUUGCUUAUGGAGCUAAUUGGCACUCCAUCAGAGGCUGAGUUGGGGUUUUUGAAUGAAAAUGCAAAGAGAUACAUUAGGCAACUAAAUUUUUAUCCGCGUCAAUCUUUCACUGAGAAGUUUCCAAAUGUGCACCCAGCAGCUAUUGAUCUUGUUGAAAAGAUGUUGACAUUUGAUCCCAGACAGAGGAUUACAGUUGAAGAUGCACUAGCUCAUCCAUACCUAACAUCGCUCCAUGACAUCAGCGAUGAGCCCGUCUGCAUGACCCCCUUCAACUUUGAUUUUGAGCAGCAUGCAUUGACCGAAGAGCAGAUGAAGGAGCUGAUUUAUAGGGAGGCUCUUGCAUUUAACCCUGAGUAUCAGCACCACCAAUAAUAGCAGUAAGCACUAAUGAUUUCCAUUCAUUGUUGAUUCGAUCAGAAGUGUGUUUUUUGUUAAUUGCAUUUUUUUGUCACAGAUUUAUUUCUCCAUGUACAUAUGUUCCACCAAACUGGGUGGUUCUUGAAAUGGAGUAUUCCUUUACGGGCUGAACUCUUGAACAAGUAUAAUUGAAAUGGUAUACUAUGAAUCAGCCUGUCUUGCAUCAUAUUGGGGUGCUCCUUAUUGAUUCUCACUCUCACUCGCCCUUGCAAGUGUACAAGGGAGAAUUAUUAUGAGCUCCCCCUAUUAUAUCAAAAUUACUUACUUGGCUCUUAAA
Messenger RNA from Manihot esculenta (cassava), 1688 nucleotides. RefSeq names its product mitogen-activated protein kinase homolog NTF4. NCBI's taxonomy places the organism in Eukaryota, Viridiplantae, Streptophyta, Magnoliopsida, Malpighiales, Euphorbiaceae. Gene Ontology annotation, cellular component: nucleus; cytoplasm. The transcript is spliced from 6 exons. Gene Ontology annotation, molecular function: ATP binding; MAP kinase activity. Gene Ontology annotation, biological process: intracellular signal transduction; protein phosphorylation. The coding region runs from base 155 to 1366 and encodes 403 amino acids. The record is from RefSeq and is a predicted model, not a curated record.